CUUCCCUCUCUUUGUUUCGGACACAUAAUUGUUGUUGUUUUUUUUGUUUCUUUUGUUAUCGUGCACCAGGCUGUAGUUUUUUUUUAAUAUAAUAAUUUUGGUUGAGAAGGAAGGAGUGUUUCCUGUGUUGUCUUCUCCUCCUCCUUCGCAAUCACGUUGAUUAAAGCUAAAGCCUUCAUUGAUGCUACUUCCCAUUCACCCUUCGUUUCUCUCACUCUCUCUCACUUUUCUCGCCGUUUCUGAACCCACCUUCCUUUGCGUCCAUUUCUCCGAGAGAUUUUAAUUCAGAUUUCCCCCCCCCUAGAAGAGAGUGAUGAGACUAUAAAAGUUGAGAAGAGUAUCUCUCUCUGUCUGCAAUGUCGUCGCUUUCUUUGCAAACGAUUGGUGCCAUCAAGUCUUAUCAUCAUCAAGCUCAGCAUCUGGUUAACAACUAUCUCUUGUCUGAUCCUUUUAUUCCUUACACCUCUGGUAUACUUUCCCUUUUUCUUCAUGAUAGUUAUAGGACAAAGCUAGAUCCUUUGUGAUUCGUAUGUGUGUUUCUUGUUCUCUUGCAGGUCUAUGAUCUUUGUCACUUUAUCAGCAACUCCCAUUCCAAGACAUAUAUCAUCCUCACCAAAAUUCAGAGAAUCGAAUGGAACAAUCGGUUUGUUCCCUUGUAUAUUGGCAGUGGUAUCUCAACAGUUCAUGCUCUUUUUAUCUCUGCUCUAUCGCUCUACUUUGUCAUCUGGUCCGAUCUCUUUUCCGAUAGGUGGCACAAUGAUCUUGUUGUUUUCCGGACCUCACGUCUUUCCUCUCUUGGUUUAGGGUUAUCUAUUGGUUACUUUAUUGCUGAUCUUGGGAUGAUCUUCUGGAAAUAUCCUGCUUUGGGUGGACUUGAGUAUAUUGUGCAUCACUCGCUAUCAGGGGUAGCAGUUGCCUACUCUUUGUUUUCUGGGGAAGGGCAGUUGUAUACCUGCAUGGUCCUCAUUUCCGAGAUUACAACCCCAGAGAUCAACUUGAGAUGGUACCUGGACACAGCUGGUAUGAAGAAGUCAAUGGCAUAUGUUGUUAAUGGCGUUUUCAUCUUCUUGGCUUGGCUGGUUGCUAGAAUUCUACUAUUCAUAUACAUGUUUUACCAUGUGUAUCUCCACUACAACCAGGUCAUGAGGAUGCACAUCUUCGGAUACGCUCUGGUAUUUGGUGUACCAGCUGCAUUAGGUAUCAUGAACUUGAUAUGGUUCGGUAAGAUUGUGAGAGGGGUGAAGAAAACAUUAGCAAAGAGAUGUGAAUGCUGAGAUUGGCGAGAGUCCACCUCAACAAUGUUGUACCAUCAGACCAGUCAUCAUUUUCUUCUACUUCUUUCCUUCUGACAUAUCUCUCUUCUCUCUAGUUGUAAGUAGUUUUUGUCUGAUGGAGAUAAACAAAAAUGAAAACGAUCCUCUGACGUCUCUGUAAAUGAUCUCUUUACGUUUUUCAUUAUACGAUGUAACUCUGUUUUCAUUCUAGUAGAUUUCUCCCUAGGUUUUAAUGUCUCA
Brassica oleracea var. oleracea is the source of this 1514-nucleotide messenger RNA. Its product is annotated as transmembrane protein 56. NCBI's taxonomy places the organism in Eukaryota, Viridiplantae, Streptophyta, Magnoliopsida, Brassicales, Brassicaceae. Gene Ontology annotation, cellular component: endoplasmic reticulum; membrane. Gene Ontology annotation, biological process: lipid homeostasis. The record is from RefSeq and is a predicted model, not a curated record.